UAAUACGAUACGAAUAUUUUUACACCUGUCACCAUAGUUACUGUGUAUAAAUGGCGGCGCCCUGUGCAUUUACAUAGGAAAUCUAUUAUACGCUUUUGUAUUUCUUCGACUGUGUACCAGCAUGCCAGGGGAAAAAAAGAAAGAGAAGAAAAAAGACGAUGGUACACCAGAGAAGAUAACUGGCAUCUAUGUCUUCCCUAAUGGCGAUAAAUACGAGGGUGAAUAUAUUCAAAGUGCAGGUGGGUCUUUAGAGCGCAAUGGAUUUGGAACUCACACCACCACUGAUGGCGUGGUGUACGAGGGUGACUGGGUGUCUGAUAAGAUGACUGGACGAGGAAAACUGACCCAUCCGUCAGGAGCCGUGUAUGAAGGGGAGUUUCUCAACAACAAGUUUAAUGGACAGGGCAAAUACGUCUGGCCAAAUGGUUCUUUUUAUGAAGGGCAGUUUGUUGACAACAGAUUGCAAGGUGAUGGUCAGUUUACCGACACAGACAUCCAGAAAUGGACAGGAACGUUUCGAUACAGAGCGGCACCCGGACUGAGAUUUAAACUUGAUAUGGAAUGAAGCGGUCAACUGAACGACAGUAACAGUUGAUAUCUGGACAUUCAAUGUCAAGAAAGAAAUUGUUAUACUGCUACAGGAACUAUUGUAAAUAGAUUCACUUUUAUACAUGUAUAUAUAGAAAUGUAUAUAAGAAGUUGUUAUAUGUGGAGUAGAAUGUACAGUGUGUUGAAUCAUGUGAAAUUCAGUGUUAGUCAAAAUAAAAGGCAACUUUACUCGGUAAAGAA
Molecule: messenger RNA, 789 nt
Organism: Gigantopelta aegis
Lineage: Eukaryota; Metazoa; Mollusca; Gastropoda; Neomphalida; Peltospiridae
Product: MORN repeat-containing protein 2-like
Exons: 4
Coding region: 122-565 (147 amino acids)
Source: RefSeq, a predicted model, not a curated record